GCUGACUGCAUUUGCGCGCGCUCCCGACGGUGCAGCCAUGGCGGCAGCCUGGGUCCGGCCAAGCCCAUCUCUACGCGAAGCUACUCAACGAAAACUGACGAAGUUUUCAGAACUAAGAGGCAAACCUGUGGCACCUGGAGAAUUUUGGGAUAUAGUUGCAAUAACAGCAGCUGAUGAAAAGCAGGAAAUUGCUUAUAGACAACAACUAUCAGAAAAGCUGAAAAGAAAUGAAUUACCUCUUGGAGUUCAAUAUCAUGUUUUUGUUGAUCCUGCAGGAGCAAAAAUUGGAAAUGGAGGAUCAACACUUUGUGCUCUUCAAAAUUUGGAAAAGCUAUAUGGAGAUAAAUGGAAUUCUUUUAUUAUCCUAUUAAUUCACUCUGGUGGCUACAGUCAACGUCUUCCAAAUGCAAGUGCUCUGGGGAAAAUUUUCACUUCUUUACCACUUGGUAAUCCCAUUUAUCAGAUGUUGGAAUUAAAAUUAGCCAUGUACAUUGACUUCCCCUCACACAUGAAUCCUGGAAUUUUGGUUACCUGUGCAGAUGAUAUUGAAUUAUAUAGUAUUGAAGAAGCAGAGUAUAUUAGUUUUGACAAACCUGGCUUUACUGCAUUAGCUCAUCCUUCUAGUUUGACUGUAGGUACCACACAUGGAGUAUUUGUCUUGGAUUCUUCUAAUUGUUUAAAACAGAGAGCCCUUGAAUACAGAUGUUGCUAUCGCUUCCUUCAUAAGCCCAGCAUAGAAAAGAUGCAUCACUUUAAUGCUGUUUGUAAACCUGGAGACUUCUGUCAACAGGACUUUGGUGGAGGUGACACUGCCUGUCUUCAGUUAGAUUCUGAGUAUGUUUAUACAGAUAGUCUCUUCUAUGUGGAUUGUAAAUCAGCAAAAAAGUUACUUGCUUUUUAUGAAAAUAUAGGCCCACUGAAGUGUGAAAUAGAUGCCUAUGGGGACUUCCUGCAAGCACUGGGACCUGGAGCAACUGUGGAAUACACCAAAGAUACAUCAAAUGUCACAAAAGAAGAAUCAGAGUUGGUAGAUAUGAGACAAAAAAUAUUUCAUCUUCUUAAAGGAACGCCAUUAAAUGUUGUUGUUCUUAAUAAUUCCAAGUUUUAUCACAUUGGAACAACUGAAGAAUAUUUGUUUCAUUUUACUUCAGAUAGCAGUUUGAAGUCAGAGCUUGGCCUGCAGUCCAUAGCUUUCAGCAUCCUUCCAGAUAUACCAGAAGGCUCUGCUAAAACAUCUUGUAUCAUUCAAAGUAUAUUGGACUCAAGAUUUUCUGUGGCACCUGGCUCAGUUAUAGAGUAUUCCAGAUUGGAAACUGAUGUGUCCAUUGGGGAAAACUGUAUUAUUAGCAAUUCCUAUAUUAUAACCAAAGCUAUCCUACCUGCUUAUUUGUUUUUGAGUUCUUUAAGUUUGAAGAUAAAUGGACACUUAAAGUAUUCAACUAUGGUAUUUGGAGUGCAGGAUGACUUGAAGAAGAAUGUGAAAACAUUGUUAGAUAUCAAGUUGCUUCAAUUCUUUGGAGUCUGUUUUCUGUCCUGUUUAGAUACUUGGAAUCUUAAUGUUUCAGAGGAACUGUUUUCAGGAAAUAGGGCAUGUUUUAGCUUGUGGACUGCUCGCAUUUUUCCAGUGUGCUCUUCUCUGAGUGAAUCAGUUACAACAUCACUAAAGAUGUUAAAUGCUGUGAAGAACAAUUCACCAUUCAAAUUGAACAGCUUUCAGCUGUUGUCCAUUGAAGAAAUGCUUCUUUACAAAGAUGUAGAAGACAUGAUAGCUUAUAGAGAGAAAAUUUUUCUAGAAAUCUGCCUAAAUAAAAAACACUCUGAUUUGGAGAUGUCUUAAAUAUAUGUUUAUAUACAUACUUUGCCUUUCAUUGGUAAUCAUACAUGCACAAAUGUAUGGGUAUACAUACACAGCAACAACAACCCCUGUUACUUUUGGGAAAGGUGAUAGGAAUGAUUAAGAUUCAUUGAUAUUCACGCAAUGUCACUAUGGAUAUUACUUUCGUAUUUACAGUAAUCUCUUUAGUGGAGCUGUUAUGUUGCCAUGAGGACUAAUAACAGUUCCAAUUUCUUACUUUCUUUGCAUAUACUCGUGACAAUACUGAGAAACAAUCAGUCAAAAGGGGAGGAGAAGGAGAGAGAUAGCAAAGGGUGGGAAAGUAGAGAAAGCACAACUUCAAGGAAAUAAGAAUUGGUGGGAAUCCUGGGUUAUCCCUGUUUUGGUCUAAGUAUAUAAGUGAAAUAUCUGUGUAUCAAACUAAGAAUUAGAAAAUGUCAGAUGUGUGUUUUAAGUUAAAUUUUGUUUACGUAUUAUCAUAAAAGUAAUAUUAAAACAGGAGUGGUUAUAUGAAGUCUUUGACUAUUUACAUGUAUAUGCUACUGUUUAUUUCCCAAAGUGAAAAUUGAUGUGGUAUUGUUUAACAUCAGUUUACUUGAAGUACUUUCAGAAGAUGUUAUGUGCUAUUCAUAAAUAUAAUUUUAUUUAAAGUGC
Perognathus longimembris pacificus (Pacific pocket mouse) is the source of this 2488-nucleotide messenger RNA. RefSeq names its product fucose-1-phosphate guanylyltransferase (gene Fpgt). Bases 38 to 1837 code for a protein of 599 amino acids. The record is from RefSeq and is a predicted model, not a curated record. The transcript has 4 exons. Gene Ontology annotation, molecular function: transferase activity, transferring phosphorus-containing groups. NCBI's taxonomy places the organism in Eukaryota, Metazoa, Chordata, Mammalia, Rodentia, Heteromyidae.